Messenger RNA from Mercenaria mercenaria, 1003 nucleotides. RefSeq names its product heat shock 70 kDa protein 12A-like. The transcript has a single exon. Lineage: Eukaryota; Metazoa; Mollusca; Bivalvia; Venerida; Veneridae. The record is from RefSeq and is a predicted model, not a curated record. Bases 4 to 747 code for a protein of 247 amino acids.
CAAAUGCCCAUUUCGGACGACGUUGAAUUUAAGGGAGAUAAAAUAAGAAUUAAAACUAAAUUAUUUCGUAGCUUCUUUACCGACACAAUCGACGGAAUUUUAGAAACAGUUGACGGUGUACUGUCAAAAAUCCCUGAGUCCAUUGAUACUAUAAUUUGUGUGGGUGGGUUUUCAGGCUGUCAGCUACUGAAAGACGCAUUUCGUGCGAAAUUUCCGGACAAGACUGUCAUCAUACCACCGGAAGCUGUGACGUCAAUCAUGAAGGGUGCGAUUAUUUUCGGACGGGAUCAGUCUGUUAUUAACAAACGCAUAAGCCGACACACGUACGGUUUGGACUGGAAUGAAGAUUUUGACACAGAAAUCCAUGACCCUAACAAACGUGAGGAAACAGAUGACGGACAUGUCUGCAGAGAUAUAUUUAGAAAAUUGAUCGGAAAGGGGGACCAAGUGCCAUACGAUGAACCGACACAAAAGAUUGAUGCUUAUGUGAAAUCUAAAUACCAAAAUGUGAUAGAUUUUCCAUUCUACAGGUCAGAAAUUAAAGAGAAUCCAAAAUAUAUUGAUGAAAUAGGGUGCCAUUUAAUGGGCACAAUGCGAGUGUACCUGGGAGAAUCAAAAGUCAAAAGUCUAGACAGAUGUGUGAAACUGAAAGUAUACUUCGGGGCAACAGAACUCAAAGCUGAGGCUGAAGAUGACACCGGAAAGAAAUAUGAAGUAACAAUUAACCUUGAAGAGACACAAGUUUAGUUUGAUCACAUUCACUCUGACAUUUGUACAAGAAAUAAAUAUCAAAUAACAUUCAGUCUUGAAGAGAAUGUGAAAUUAGGUUGUAAUUAUUUCAUAUUAAGCCUAAUGACACUGACACUAAUAUUAGCACUGACACUAAUAUAAAUAUGAAAUAACAUUUAACCGUUAUGAAACCUCAGUGAAGAUCUUUCAGUCUGAAGAGGACAAAUAAUUGUCAUUGGAAAUGAAUCUGAAGGAAUAUUUAACAUUAAAGAAA